ACAUACCGCUAGUAAUGGUCACCUUAAGCCAAUUAACGCCAUUAUAUUCAUUUCUUAUUAAAUUUUACCGCACAUUUUUACAUUACCCUGUCGAUUAUACUAUCCAUAAUACAAGGACGAACUCUGCGCCAUCUGACAAUGGUUUUUGACUAACUGUCAUGCGUAAAACUUUGGCGCGCCAAAAAUCAGUUUGUUUUGAUCUAUCAGACAAGUUGUGUAGUCGUUGGGUUGAAAUUAGUGCCGUGAACGUAUUAUUGAAAUUUAUAUAUUUAUUUUGUGUUGUUACACAUUUAAAGGGUAAGUACUUUGUAUUUUUUAUUCAUAUUUACUAAAAACAUUAUUAUGAAAGUUUUUGAUCAUGGGUGACCAUUACUGAAUGAAAAUUCUGUUAGAAAUUUAGAAAUGGUCACCACGGGUGUCCAUUUCUAAAAUACAAUGAUCUAUUAAUGGUCACCAAUAUAUUCGAUCCAUUUAGCGCUUUAAAAAUUAUGUGUUAUUUUUUUAUUUAUGUUUGUUUGCUUAAUACAUCAUUGUGGAGGUUUUUGAUUAUGGGUGGCCAUCGUUAAAAUACAAUCAUUUAUUAAUGGUCUCUUUAUCCAUUUCGAAUUUAGAGCUCUAAAGAAUUUAAAGUAACCUGUAAUUUCUUAUUAUUAUAGACAUGGAUACCCAGAGAGGAAAGAAAAGGCCUUUUUUUAAAUGGACGGAAGAUAAAAUGAGCCUUGCUAUAGACGCAGUAAAAAAUGAAGGCAUUUCCAAAAAAUGUGCAGCUAAAGAAUUUUGGGUUCCUAGAACAACCUUAAAGCGUAGACUUGAAAACAAUUUUCUUAAACGAAAAAUGGGUCCUAAAACUAUUCUUUCAGAAGGCGAAGAGAAAUUAUUAGCUAAUUGGAUCUUGUCUAUGGGCAGAAAGGGCUUUCCUGUUAAUGCAACAAAUCUACUCUCCACGGUGCAUAAAAUUAUGAAAGAAACUGGGAGGUCGACUGUUUUUAAAGAUGGGAUGCCCGGGAAAACUUGGUUCGCUGCUUUUCUUCUAAGACAUCCUGAGAUAAAAAAACAAAGAGCAGAGUCUAUUACAAAAUCAAGAGCUGCCGUCUCUAAAGCUGAUAUAGAAAAAUGGUUUAAUGAAAUUGAAAACUAUUUAAAAGAAGAAGGUAUGAUUGACAUACUAAAAUACCCAAAUAGGAUAUACAAUGCAGACGAAACCGGGUUUAGCCUUGAUCCUAAAUCUGGUAUUGUCCUUGGGCCGGCGAAAUUGGAAGAAGACUUUUAUGAGAGAAAAUCUAAUGCAGAAAAAGAGCAAAUAACUGUUAUGGCCUGUUUUUCAGCCGAUGGUAUCACAGUUCCACCAAUGGUCAUAUAUCCGUACAAAAAAAUACCAAAGGAUAUAGUUAAUUCUGCACCACCAGAAUGGGCAGUGGGACGAUCAGCCUCCGGAUGGAUGAACUCGGAAGUAUUUUAUGAGUAUAUCGGCAACCAUUUUUUGCCCUAUCUCAAAGAAAAAAAUAUACCACAACCUGUUUUGUUUUUCGUGGAUGGACAUAGGUUCCAUCUAACUAAACAAGUCAGCGAAUUAUGUGAAGCAAGUGGUAUCAUCCUGGUUGCUCUUUUCCCCAACGCCACUCAUAUUUUCCAACCAGCCGAUGUUUCAAUUUUUAAACCUUUAAAAACUGGUUGGCAGACAAUAAGUAAGAACAUGGAAAUUUGAAAACUUUCCGAAGGAUGUAACAAAGUAUACAUUUGCAACCAUUCUAAGUACGGUUUUUAAAAAAUAUGCAACGGAAAGUACAAUACGCAACGGUUUUAGAAAAUGUGGACUGUUUCCUUUUGAAAAAAGCAAUGUUGAUUACACCAAAUGUGUUUCCACUCGGCAAGUUGUAGAUCCUAUAAAUCUAUCAGAUAUUAAAAACACAAUUAUUACAAAAGGGAAUAUAUUAUCCGAACUUGAGAAAAAAAUACCACCACUUGAAUUGAAUCAUUUCAGAACAAAUUUCGACAAUAAAGAUGACUGGAAGGGAGACUUACAAUUUAAGAAACUUUAUGAGGUUUGGGCAGAAUUUAAAAAUGAAGCUUUAUUAGUAACAAAUAAACAUAAACAUGUCACUGGGGAGGAUGACUCUAACUUAAUGGAAGGAAAUGAAGAAAUGUCAAUAUCGUUUUCAGUUCCAACAGCGUCAACUUCAACUCCAAACGGUAAGCAGAGAGAAGAGAGUGUAAUUCUUCGAAAUGAAGAACAGUCACAGAACGGGAACAGCACUAUUUUACAAGAUAAAAGUACUACUUUACUAAAUGUUUCAGAGUCAUUUCUUUCACCGGAUAAAUUAGAAAACGUUGCGCUGUAUAAGGACAAAGAAGACCAAGGAUAUGUGGUUAGCACUCCUUUCAAAAAAUGUCUCAUUUUUCCUAAGACUCCUGAAAAAGAACCACCCAAAAGAAAACGAAAAAUAUUUCCAGCAGUUGUAUCCACUACACUUUACAGGGCCCAUUAUGAUAAUAUAACGUCUAAAAGUGGCCCUUCAAAACAAUCACAAAUUAAAAUAAAAAAAGCCUGCAGUAAAGAGAAAAGUAAUAAGCGAAUCUGAAUCUUCUGCCGAUGAUGUUCCUUACUGUGAUGAAGAUCUAGAUGCGAGUAAUGUUGAAAAUUAUACGAUCAAGAAUAUUCAUGGUGGAGAUUUUGUUAUUAUCAAAUACAAUGGAAAUCUUUAUCCAGGAAAAGUGAUAAAAGCUAACCAGGAAGGAGCAGAAGUUUCGUCAAUGGAAAAAGCAGGCUAUGACUGGAAAUGGCCAGAAAAAGAAGAUGUAUUAUUUUAUUUUUAUGAGGACAUUAAAAAGAUUAUAAGGGAACCAUUAGUUAAAGGCAAACGGGGUUAUUACUCAGUACCAGAACUAUCUAGUUUUCUUUAAAGUGCGUUAUACAAUUUUCAAGUGAAACAUUUUUUUGUAGAACAUCACGGGCGUAGCCAGGUUUUAGUUUCGGGAGGGGUUUAAGAAAAUAAAACGACAAAAAGUACAUAAAAUAACCCAUAAAAUAACCCUUAUAUUCAUAAGAAAAAUUUUAUAAAUCUUAAUAUUUAACUUUUAGGGGGGGGGUUGAAACCCGAAACCCCCCCGGCUACGCCCAUGGGACAUAAGUUUACAUUUUGCUGUUUUUUUUUAAUGGUUGUUAAAAAUUUCAGCAAUGUAACGCAGUGAAAAGCUUAUAUAAAAAUAUAUUUGAUAAAGUGUCCAUUACUAAAUUAUCGAGAGUCCAUCACUAGAGUUUUUGUGACCAUUACUGGCGAUUUUGGCAUUUGUGUAGCAAAAAAUAUUUUUUUGGAAAAACAAUUUUUUUUUAGUUAUUUACUUGGAUGUAUAUGAAAGUAUAUACCUUUCUUAGUAUCCUAGCACAGUAAAAAAAAUUGUAAGUCAAAUACUUCAUUAGAACGAAUAAAAAUAGUACAAAAUUUUCUCUUGGGUGUCCAUUACUAGUGCACUUA
Molecule: messenger RNA, 3473 nt
Organism: Diabrotica virgifera virgifera (western corn rootworm)
Lineage: Eukaryota; Metazoa; Arthropoda; Insecta; Coleoptera; Chrysomelidae
Exons: 2
Coding region: 659-1705 (348 amino acids)
Cellular component (GO): nucleus
Molecular function (GO): DNA binding
Source: RefSeq, a predicted model, not a curated record